GAGGAAAGGUGCGCAGUCCAUGUCGCUUCGUUCGUCGCUUCGAGAUAAUCGAAUAUUUUCAACAUUUUUAUUAAUAAUUUUCAUUUAUUUUGUAUAGUAUUGUUUUUAUUUUAAACUUUAUCGUUGUAAUUUUGACUAAUUAUUCAAUUUGUAGCGUGUUGUAUCACGCUGUAUUAGAUGGUGUACAGUACUUCGUGGUAAUAUCACAUCAACAACGACGGCGUAACUAUACUGAUUGUUAGCUUUACACGAACUCAUAUACGAUUUCGAUUGUGACAAUGUCGGUGUCGAAUAUUGAGCACUAAUUUACUAUUUUGAUAUGUUGAUAAUGUACGCCCAUAUCGUAUAGCAGCAUGAAUGAGCGUUGUUUGUGCCUUGGAAGUUGAAGUUGGAAAUGGACGAAUGCCACUAGCAAUUUGCCACACAAGUCGAAGAAGCCCUGUUGCUACUAGCUAUUCAGUCAGCGAUCGGCUUUUAUACAUUGACGAGCACCGAUUGACAAACUUUGCCGGCGUAAAUUCAUCAUAACACGCGUUGUGUAAAAGUUUGCUUUUUCAUGUACAUUUUUUUUUUCUUCGUUUGUUCCGUUAUCAAAGUCGUGUUUUAAUUAGUUCAGUAAUAAAAUGUCACGUUUUCACGUUUAAAGUUGAAAAAUUUUAAGGUUAAUUCGAGUGAUAGUAUAAUUUUAAAGUGCGAUUUCGUUAUUUUUCGGUAUUAAUUUACGCUUUAUAAACAAAUGUCUGCGUCGAUAAGAAAACGGUACGUGGAGAGAACAUGGAUUCGGAUGUUUCGGCCGAAGGUGAUUUCGAUGGCGAAUCUCCCAGAAAUAGAGCCUGGAUGAGCGGUAACUCGGACGGCCAUCAUUCUUCAUCCGAUCACGAGUCACCGACUAAGAAUAGCGAUCGAGCGAGUGUUUCGCCGGAUGUGGAGCGUUCGUCGAAUGCAAAACUGUCUAGUAAUUCGGAUCACGAAUCGUCGUCCGAUGAAAAAGAUUCGGAUACUUCGGAUAGAGAAGAGAACGACGACGAGGCGGAAACGGAACAGCAAGAGGAAGAUGACGAUGAAGACGAAGAAGAGGAGGGAAAAGGUGGCGACGAAGUCGAAGAAAAUGGCGCGGACGUACCGACUCGUGAUGAUCGUCUUUCGGACACCGAUCAAGGCAAAUUAUCGCCGCACGAACCACGUGACGAAUGUGACGACGACUACGAGCGCGAGCACCGAGACAACUCCGCGUCCGAUUGCGAUCGCGUUGAAAAUAUGGACGAUUCGCCGCCCUCGCCUCCGCCGCCGCAGCAGCAACAGCAGCAGCCGUUAGCUUUAGAAAACGAUUCGUGGACAGACGGCGGUUGUGAAAAGCAGUCUUCUCCGAAAACUCCUUCGGUACCCGCUAGCCCGCGAAUACAGGAACGCGGCGACGAAAACGAGAAUCACGACGACGACGACGAUGAUGAAAACGACGGCGAAGACGAUGACAACAGCAGCGCUGGCGGCAGCAGCAGCCGGAGCAGCAGUGGCGACGAACGCAGUCGUCGUAAUAGCAGAAACGACGCCGAAGACGUAAACACUCCGUACGAGAGCGUCAACGGCGAUCUGUCGCCGAAAUCGCCCAAACGUUCCAACAGCGUUGGUUGGGAUAGUAAGAGUGAUAUAGCGUCCUCGUUGGACAGCGUCAGCCCGAGUCAGUUCGAGCGGCAGCAAUCUCCGUCGAAAUUCGCUCUCGCAGAACGCGAAAAUUUCUCCGUCGAUCCGAAAGAGGAGAAAAUCGUGGAAAGUAAAAAAACCAUAAUAGAUUUCGCCGACGACCUUUCCGAUGUAUCCGAUAUCGAAAGUAACGACAGUUACGCCGAACACGAAGAAAACGACGCCAGUCGGCGACUCGAUCAUACGGAAGUUGACAAGUCGGAAGAACUGGACCAUCCGAAAUCGCCUGCGACGUCGCUACCACAUCAGCCGCAACAACGUUAUCAUCAUCACCACCACCAACGACACGAGCAAAUGAAUAAUGACGCGAAUGACGACAAACUUGCUGAUGACGUGGCUGUAUCGUUGCACGUUGAGGGCGAAGAACAGCUCGACUUUGAAGCGGAAGAAGGCGAAUGUUCGCCGAAGUUGGAUAAAAUGAAAGAAAUCGAAGACGAAACUAAAAAAGAGGAAGAGAAAGAAAAAGAGCAUUCCGAUUUGGAAGAGGGCGAAUUAACCGACGAUAACGACACGAAACCCGAAGAAACCGAAAGACCCGUUUGCCGGUUUUUUUCGCGCGGUCACUGUACGUGGGGUUCUAACUGCAGAUUCAUACAUCCGGGCGUCAUGGACAAAGGAAACUAUUCCAUGUUUGAAACUGUGCGACCGAUAAUUACUCCUGGCGGACCACCUCCUCCCAAUUCGAACCCGUCAAUGAUGUAUCCAGUUUUUCCGCCGCAUCUUGCGCACUCGCAUCUACCAGCAGAACGAUCUGGCGGGAUGGUACCGGGAAGUGGCGGUGCUGGUAACGCAGCCAUCGCGCGUAAAGACGAACCUGCCAUGGAGUCAUCGUGGGAAAGAGGUCUGCGACAAGCCAAAGAGAUGAUUCGAAAGUCGUCGAAACGUAAAGAAACCGAGGUCGAUUUCGAGGAUAAGAAGAUGAAUUUAACCUUGAGUCAAGACGAAAUCGACAAAGAAAACGAUUAUUACUCGAGAAACUCGGCUAGCCCGGGUAAAAGUCCGGAUGUCGGUGAUAAAUGGAAACUGGAUGGCGACGUAAAAUCACAUCGCAUGGGGCCCGGUGGCGGCAGCGGCGAUGUAGCGACUGCGGUACCGCACGCUGGUGCCGAUGUUCCGCCUCUCGGCUACUACCCUCAGCUUCAUCACGGAUUAUCGAGGCCGGCCGCUGCCGCCGACUACUGGAGCGCUCACAGGAUGGGCGGCCUGCCUUAUGACGAGUAUGGUUUACGCGCUGCGCCUAUGCCUUACGGAGCGGACUACUAUUCUGCGGCAGCGGCUGCUGCGGCUGCAGCUGCGGCCGCCGGUCGUCGUUACAUGCAUCCGAAUUCGUAUUACGCUCCGAGACCUGGCAAUGUGUCCGCACCUCAAUCGCAUCAUUCCGAAUUCUACGACAGAAAACAAAAACACAAACCGUAUCCGAGCUCCAGUCGCGAAGUUAUCGUACAGAAGAACGACAAAGCCUACAAAGACGACAGUCCGAGUAGAUACCGCAAUCGACGAGAAGAUUCUCCCAGAAUGGAACGAGCUCGCGACGAUGAAUGGGCUGAUCCGUGGAUGCGAACCAAAUCGCCGGCUUCCGGUCGCCCCAGACGUAGAAAGGAUACUUAUUCUUCGGCGUCGUCUUAUUCGUCUAGCAGCGAAAGCAGCCGUAGCUCGAGUCGAAGUAGUUUCAGUUCCAAGUCGCGUAACUCGAGAUCUCGCUCCAAAGCUCGUUCGUCCGGCUCGCACUCGCAAUCUCAUUCUUCGUCGAGAUCCGCCUCCGAAUCGCAAACGCAAGCGCGUAAAAAAGCUCCGAUGCAGUUUAAAUUGUCGCCGUCUUCGAGAACGCAGCAACCACCGACGAAAAAAACUAUCAAGUCGAUUUCUCCGACGUUGUUAUCGGAACGGCGAGCGGCUACCGAAAGAGCCAUGCAUAUGAAUCCGCCUCCGCCUAGUCCAAAGAUUAAAAUCAGACCACAUUCGCCUCCUGCGGCUAAUUCAGUCGGUGGCACCGGCGGCGCUAGCGGCGGCAGCAGCAGCGUUGUCGCCAGCUCAUCUGUACCGUCAUCCGCGCCGUCUCCUAGACCGAAAAGUGGCUUACCCGAGAAACUAUUGGCGCACUCUAAAGCGGCGGUCGCAGCGGCUAUACGUUCGACUAGAUCGUCCGAAUCCAGAUCUUCAAAAUCUUCGUCCGGCUCCAGUUCUAGCGAUUCUUCGAGCGAUUCUUCCGACUCGAGCGCAUCUUCGUCGUCGACGAGUAAAAGCGGUAAAACGCCUCCUGUUCGUCCUCCAAAAAGGAGUGUUCCCGCUAAUGACCAUUCUGGUGCAUCGCAAACAGUCAAAAAUAAAGCGAUGGACGCUCUCAAACUUUCCGGUCAGAAACAGCAAAUCAAACUGACGUUGAAAGGCUCUGGGAAUUCGACUCAAUCGAAACGGAUCGUUACCGGCGAUAAUGCUGAUACGAGAAAAGAAAAGCCACCAUCGGCUGGUAAAAAACGCUUAGCGCAUUCCUCGGAUUCGGAUUCAGAUUCGGAUAGAGCCUCGUCCGCGAAGAAAAGUAGCAAACCUAACCAAAAAAAAGGAGCGCCGUCGAGAAGAGAAGAAUUAUUGAAACAAUUGAAGGCUGUGGAAGAUGCAAUUGCGCGAAAAAAAUCUAAAUGUUCGUAAAAAUAAAUCGGAGAUUUUAUUAUUAUUAUUUAAAAACAAAAAAAAAAAUAUUUUACAUACGCCUUUACUUAUUUUUAUUGUGCGAUACGAUUGAAGCAGUUUUAAAUAAAUGUAAAUUAAUUCGCAUCUUAUUGCUGUGCUGUGCUGUUUUGGGAACUUGAUCGUAAAUCAUUAAUAAUUAAAGAUUCUUGGUUGUCGGACUGAGGAGAUGACAUUCUACCCAUCAUUAAGGAAGAAAAAACAUUCUUUGUAGGAUUGGAUAUUUCUGCGCAUCCUGUAGGUGGUAGGGUAGAUAUUAUUAUAUGUAUUAUGAAAGUGCGUACUGCUUAGUUUAGGUUUAAAAAGCAAAUGAACUGAGGCCAGAAAUUGAUUGAGUACUAAAAAUGGACCGAAGAAAUUAUUGUACCACUCGAUCAAGAUUUGAUUAGACGUUGGCAUUUUCGUAAAGGUUGAUAGGUGCUCGUAUCGGCGGAAUUGCGGAUCAUCGAGAGAACGAAAAUCGUAAGCACAUAUUCUUUUCGCAGAAGCUACGAGUAGAAUUCGUCCGUUGACCAGUAUGCCUACUAGACUAACACUAGACCUACAUUAGCGAAUUGCACUGUAUUGUAGUACCUCUACCUACAGUGUCACGUUGCAUUUUGCGCUACCAUUAAGGCCUUUUUACUAUGAAAUAAUAGACGUUAUAAAUCGUCGAAAAGUAAAAUCAAGUCAACUCUCUUUUUCGUAUGCAAUCAUCAUUGUUGCGAGUAAAAACUAAAAAUAACGACGUUCAAAACGACCUUGAAAAGUUUUAUUUUCGGUUACACGUCUUAUUGUUUUGUUUCGUUUGAUUCGACGAGAUGCCAAAAUCGAGAGAAGCGACGAUUUCUGAUUUCUACUCGUACAUAUCUAGUGCGAUAUUGUUCGCUAUUCGCGUUUAGUUCGUAUCGCAGGUUCAGGUUCACCGUUCAUGUUAUUUAUUGUCGCAUCGCUUUCUGUAAUCGCUUCUCCGACGCAAAUCAGACGUGCCCCUUUCUCAAUCUCCAACGGCCAAUUCAAUCACUCGCUGCUCGUUUAUUUCGUUUUGUUCGCUCACGA
Messenger RNA from Planococcus citri (citrus mealybug), 5424 nucleotides. Its product is annotated as zinc finger CCCH domain-containing protein 18. NCBI's taxonomy places the organism in Eukaryota, Metazoa, Arthropoda, Insecta, Hemiptera, Pseudococcidae. Gene Ontology annotation, molecular function: metal ion binding; RNA binding. The transcript is spliced from 16 exons. Gene Ontology annotation, cellular component: precatalytic spliceosome. The record is from RefSeq and is a predicted model, not a curated record. The coding region runs from base 775 to 4347 and encodes 1190 amino acids.